AAAUUGUAUCGCUUUCAGGUAUCCUUGUUGCGAAAGCCCUUUCAUAGACAUUACCUAUGAAAUCCAUCUCCGACGAAAAACGCUCUUCUACACCGUAAACUUGAUAUUUCCCUCAGUAGGUAUAAGUUUUCUCACAGCUCUCGUCUUUUACUUGCCAUCAGACGGUGGCGAAAAGAUAUCACUCUGUAUAUCUAUCCUCAUUUCUCUCACUGUAUUCUUUUUGUUGUUGGUUGAGAUCAUUCCGUCGACUUCUCUUGUCAUACCAUUGAUAGGCAAAUACCUCCUUUUCACCAUGGUGCUGGUCACACUCAGCGUCGUCGUCACUGUCGUUACGCUGAACGUCCAUUAUCGAUCACCGACCACCCACAACAUGCCAGAAUGCGUACGGCACUUUUUCAUAGAAGUGCUCCCCAAGUACUUGCUAAUGAAAAGGCCACCGCAGCCUGGAAACAAGACGAUACAACAUAAUUGA
Molecule: messenger RNA, 472 nt
Organism: Cylicostephanus goldi
Lineage: Eukaryota; Metazoa; Nematoda; Chromadorea; Rhabditida; Strongylidae
Source: the annotation of a GenBank genome assembly